Labeo rohita (rohu) is the source of this 2569-nucleotide messenger RNA. RefSeq names its product TRAF3 interacting protein 2a (gene traf3ip2a). Lineage: Eukaryota; Metazoa; Chordata; Actinopteri; Cypriniformes; Cyprinidae. The record is from RefSeq and is a predicted model, not a curated record. Bases 171 to 1463 code for a protein of 430 amino acids. The transcript has 10 exons. Gene Ontology annotation, biological process: humoral immune response; positive regulation of canonical NF-kappaB signal transduction.
UCCGGUGUGGGCGUGGCCGAAAUGCGCUCUGUCUCUAUUAUGUGAACUUUCCCUAAUUUGCAUAGAACAGAAAGUUUCCUGAACAAACCGAAAGCAGGUGUGCCGCUUUACAGGAAGAGACAGGCUCAGAACAGAUAUCGCAUUCUGAAUACAGGAAUACAGGAAAAGCAAUGGAAUCAUUUCCAGACUGUUGUCCACAUCUGAGUAUGCCUGUAGAGACUGAUGAGUCUAUGACCUUGUCCUCUCUCAAUCUGGUCUGGCCUGCAUGCCAGCAGUGCCCAUCACACACCCUUAAAGAUGAAGGAAAAAGUGGUAGCCCAAAAAUGUGUGUUCGUGAUGUAAGUAGAUUGGAUUACCUAGAUGGUUGCUGUGGGCUUGCUCCUAAAGAUUUAAGGGCCAGUCCCCUCACCAAAGUUUCCAUAAGCGAUUCACAACACACGGAGAGCCCUGCAGGCUUGCCCAGUCUCUACUUGCCUCAAAGUUCAGGAAGACACCUUCAGAGAGACUGUAGAGCCCACAUAGAACAUCUGAGAGAAGAAUUCUCGGGCAUCAGUCUUCAAAAUCGCUGCAUUUCCCCUUUCCUAUAUUCACACACCCAAAACCCUGUGAGUGAGGAUGAGGAGAGUCUAGAAAAGCCUGGACCUCUUCGUUCUGACCAGGGAGAGAAUUCCUGCAGAUAUUCUCCAGCAAAACAGCCAGGAUUUUACGAUAAGUACCCACCAGAGGUUUUAUAUCACUGGCAGAAGCAGCCUGCAAAUUAUCCACAGCCCAACUAUCCACUGUAUCAUCCACUACCUGAGCAUGCAAGACCGAUCUCUAGGCAAGAGGCAGUUGUGAGGCCCCCUCAAAUCACAUCCCGUCAGAGCACAGCCCCUGUGAGAGAGCUUAUGUCAGAAGUGUGUGUCCAGCCUUCCCAACCAGUUACUGUUGGCCACCCUCAAAUGCUGAGGCGCAACAUCAGUCUUCCCGAUGACUGCAGAGACAUUUUCAUAACAUAUUCUGUGGACACUGCGGCAGAGUUGAUGCCAUUUGUCAAUUUUUUGAUUAAUCAGGGAUUCAGACCAGCUAUUGAUAUAUUUGAAGACAGAGUUAGACAAAUGGACAUCAACAAAUGGAUGGACAGUUUUUUAAAAAAUAAGUCAGUGUUAAUAAUUGUAGUGAUCAGUCCAAAGUAUAAGACAGAUGUUGAGGGAGAUGGAUCUGAUCAACAUGGACUACACACCAAGUACAUACACACUCAGAUACAAAAUGAAUUCAUUCUGCAGAGAUGUCUAAACUUUAGAUUGGUACCAGUACUGUUUCCCAGUGCUAACCAAAGUCAUGUUCCACUGUGGCUACAGAGCACACGUCUGUACCGGUGGCCUGAGGAUGCUAAGGACCUGUUACUGCGUUUACUCAGAGAAGAAAAAUACAUUGUUCCUCCUCUGAGCAAAGAGCUGAUGCUCACUAUCAAACCCCUGUAAAAGUCAAUUUUGUCACAUCAUGUCUAGAUCACAUUUCUCCUUAAAAUCAGAAGAAAUGAAUAAGAAAGUUAUGAGUUACAUUUUAAAAAGUUACAUUUUGUUGAAAGAAAAUAGUAUAUUUUAGGACCAUCAAUAUUUUUUUUAGGAGAAGGAUAGACAUUGUCCUCCCAAAAAUGUAAAAAGUACUAUAUGUAUAUAGUAGUCAACAUUUGAAGUGGAUCAAAACCUUUCAUCAAAGUUGUCCUAAAGCCAAAACGAUUCUUGUUCUUGUCAGGACAACUGUGAUGAACUUUUUUGAUCCACUUUAAAUGUUGACUACUGUAUAUAUAUAUAUUUGCAUUUUCUUUUGAUUUCUUUCAUUUGAUUUUGGUAUGAAAGGUAACCCAGCAUGAUUUGUUAGGCACUACAACUAAUACAGACACAGCUUCAGAAAAAAAAGCUACUUUUGGUAAUGUGUAUUUGUAUAUUUGAUAUGCUUUUCUCAUUUAACACAAUAAUGACUGUUAUUUGCGAUUAUUAGAUUAUGAAUAAUUGUGAUUAAGACAGAUUGUGCAAUUAAUUAACUAGAUUAAAAAUGUUAAUCACUUGACAGCUUUAAUUAUACAUUUAAAGAGGUGUGCGUAUUUACUUUGUCACCACUGUCACUAAUAAAAGUUUUAAAACUUAUGUUUAAUAAUUCAGUGAUGCAUUUAAAAGAGUAGUUCACUUCCAGAGCAAAAAUGUGCAGAUAAUGGAGAGGUGUUCUCUUCACGGAUGAAUCCCAGUUUUCACUGUACAGGGCAGAUGGCAAACAGCAUGUAUGGCGUUGUGUGGGUGAGCAGUUUGCUGAUGUCAACAUUGUGGAUUGAGUGGCCCAUGGUGGCAGUGGUCUUAUGGUAUGGGCACCUCGAGCCAUCAUCCUGCGUUUGCAUUAUUUCCAAGAGACGGAAGAAAUAAUGCAAAAGGCGGCCAGGAUGCAGCAGACUGUCUUCAGCUAUAUUAUUUGAAAAAGGGGUUACAUUUAAACAAACUGCUCUGAGAACAGACAGGGAAGGUCGUUACAUUAUUCUGUCUGGUGAGAUUUAUGGUUUCCAGAUUACGUUAAUAAAUGUGUACGGCCCAAAUUA